AUGGAUGCCCUAACACACCAUAUUCAAGGGGAGGUGCCAUGGUCUAUGUUGUUCGUUGAUGAUAUUGUUCUGAUUGAUGAGACACGAGGCGACGUUAAUGAGAGACUGGAGGUUUGGAGGCAGGCCCUGGAGUUCAAAGGUUUCAAGUUGAGUAGGACUAAGAUAGAAUAUCUGGAGUGUAACUUCAGCAGUGUGACAGGGGAAACAGACAUGGUAGUGAGGCUCGACUCACAAGUCAUCCCCAAGAGAGAAAGUUUCAAGGUAUUGGAGCAAACCAAACUCACCGAAAGCAUCACCGAAGGAGUGAUAAAGAUGACUCUUUUUGAAGUGGUGGACAGUGAUAUGGGAUAUAAUAUUAUUCUGGGAAGACCAUGGUUGCACGAGAUAAGGGUUGUACCAUCAACGUAUCACCAGUUGCUGAAAUUCCCACCACCCGAUGGAAUCAAACAGAUAAUGGAAGGAGUACGCGGCAUAGCAACUACAGGAACCAGCGCCCGCUCCUAA
This is a messenger RNA of Nicotiana tabacum (common tobacco), 504 nucleotides long. The record is from RefSeq and is a predicted model, not a curated record. NCBI's taxonomy places the organism in Eukaryota, Viridiplantae, Streptophyta, Magnoliopsida, Solanales, Solanaceae.